ACUAUACCAUGGACUCGACAAUUAAAAACACUCUGUCCAGUUUGAUGGAGGUGUUUCAUAACAGGAUGGAUGUUUUUGAGGAAGAAUUGCGGAAAACGCCCAGCACAUCUACCAGUACUACCUCUCUGGCAGCUGAGUUUGCAUCUUUCAAGACGUUUGUAGUGCAGGCACUAAACAGUCUUCAGCAGCAGAUGGAGUUACUUGCUCGUAAUGCUGAUAGCAUGGAGAUGCGAAGCCGAAGGAAAAUGUUACUGCUUCAUGGUGUUCCAGAGAUUGCAAAAGAAAACACCGAUUUGGCUGUCAUCAAGGUUCUGCAAAAUCAGUUGAAAUUAGCUAACGUCUCUGUCAGUGAUAUUAAGCGUUGUCACAGAUUGGGUAGACCAACAGCUCCUCACAAGUCUCGACCCAUUUUAGUGAAAUUCUUAGAUGUAGGGUUGCGUGAUAAAGUCUGGUACGGAAAAUCCCAACUUAAAGGCUCCGGAGUCACAGUAUCCGAAUUUCUCACCAAGCUUCGGCAUGAUAUUUUUGUAGCUGCCCGUGAAAAAUUUGGUAUUUCCAAAUGCUGGACUAAAGAUGGAUCUGUGUACGUUGCAAAACCUGAUGGAACCAGACAUCGUAUAACCAGUCUGAAUGACAUCAGCAAAAUUGAGUGCCAGACAAGCCCAAAACCAGUAUCGAAAACUGCAGCUGGGAAGCCCAAGCGAAACGCCGCCGUGAAGAAGUGUUAAGUGUACAGGAUUUGCCAUACCUAAAUAUUGUCAUUUUUUUUUUUCUCUCUUAAUGUUAUAUAAUUACAAUUAAUAGCUUGUGUGACUUAUUUCUUUGAGUAUUUAGUGUAAGCUUAGUGCAAAACACUCUGAUAAAUUUGAGGAGGUUUGUGCCUUUAACUUUAACUUGUAACUUUAACUUUAGUGCAAUUUUUUUUUUUUUUACCAUUGAAUGUACAUAAAAUAAGCAUAAUAAUUAUGAACCCCUCUUUCCAUUUAUUAUACGUUUUGGUAUACUUAAAAAUUGACAAUGUGAAAUAUUGUAAAAUGCAUAGAUGUCAUUAGUUUUUGUUCUGAAUACUACAGUUAACGUUAACACAAAAAUCACAAUUUCGAGGUUAUGUUGCACUAUAACAAUAAUGCUAAAUAACGCACUGACCGUUGCGUUUCCCUUAACGGUGUUUAUUUUAUGCACCCUUAUUGUUUUUUUUUCUUUCACUUAAUCCUACUUUAAUAAGAAGUUCAUUAUUAAACUAAUUUUUUAUUUCCAUUUAUUGUUUAAGUGUUGUACAGAUAAUUUAUCGUAACACUCAACUGGCAGGUGGACACUAAAGAAUUUUUUAUUUAUUUGUUUUUAGUUUAAGAAAAUUUAUUAACUUUUUUUUUAUAGUAUUGUAUUUAUUAUACGUUAUAUUUUAUUUUAUUUUAUAUAGAUAUAAAUUUUUAUUUUGUAAUGUCUUAUUUAGACAUUAGCAGUGAUACUGAAACAUAUUUAACCACAGAUAGUGAUGGUGACAGUGUCCCUAGCUUACAGCCUCUCUCUGAAAUACUAGCUUCACAAUUUUCUGAUGUUCCCAAAAAUUUCAACGUUGUUCACAUAAAUGCCCAAAGCAUUCCGGCUCACUUUUCAGAUAUGCUGGCUACCUUUGACUCUAAGGAUAUUCAUGCUAUUCUCGUUUCUGAGUCAUGGCUUAAACCUUGUCUCCCUUCCACUAAUUAUUCUUUACCUGGCUUUCAUCUCAUAAGAAAUGAUCGUACUGUGGGCGGUGGUGGUGGUGUGGCAAUAUAUCUCCGAGCGUAUAUUCCCUUUUCUGUUGUUGAUAUGUCAUCUCAACCAUCUCCGCCUAAUGCAGGUGAACAUCUUUUUAUUGAGGUGGAGCUUAGUCAUACUAAAAUUCUUCUGGGUGUAUAUUACUGUCCUUCAUCUCGUAUCGACUUCUUCACUUCCUUCGAAAAUAUUUUAGAAAAUGUAUCUUCCUACUCGCACACGAUCAUUAUGGGCGACUUUAAUACUUGUCUGCUUAAACAAGACUCUCGUUCAUCCUCUCUUCGAUCCAUCGUAAAUUCCACUAAUCUCUCUAUUUUACCUUUAAAUUCUACUCAUCACUUCCCUAAUGCUACUCCGUCAUUGCUUGACCUUAUUUUUGUGUCCUCUUCUGACUUCGCUGUUAAGCACGGUCAGUGUCCAGCCGAUGCCUUCUCUUACCAUGAUCUUAUAUUUCUCUCUUAUAAUGUCCGGCCACCUAAACUUAAGUCUAAAUUCCUUUUGCAACGCAGUUUCCGUAGUAUGAAUGUUGAAAAUCUCUGCAAAGAUGCUUCCAACAUUGAUUGGUCAGCCGUUUUAAGUGCAGAUUCUAUCGACGAUAAAGUUGCAAUAUUUACGACUAAAUUAACCUGUCUUUAUGAUAAACAUGCACCAGUUCGCGUAAUUAAAAUGAGACAUCUUCCUUCACCAUGGCUGACUGAUGAAAUAAAAACCAUUUUAAAUAAAAAAGCUGCAGCCAAGACAAAAUAUAAAUGUAAGCCUACAUCUAUAAACUGGGGAAAAUAUGUUAGUAUUCGAAAUCACUGCAAUAGGGUGUGUAGGGAUGCUCAACGCCACUAUAUCCAUAAAUCGGUACAAAUUGGUGAUUCAGCUAAAGUCUGGAGUUUUCUUAGAUCAAUGGGGGUUGGAAAGUCCCGUAAUAUUGUACUUUCUAAAGACUUAAAUAUUGAUUUACUAAAUCAUCACUUCUCAUCCUCCUCCAACUUAAAUGGAGCUACAAAAUUGAACACAUUAAAUUUUCUUUCAUCGCUUCCAACUCCUGAUCAUUCAUCUUUUGUUCUAAAUCAAUUCUCUGCUUGUGAUGUUAAGAAGAGUAUUCUAUCCAUUACUUCAAAUGCAAUUGGCAGCGACUGUAUCAGCCGUAAUAUGAUCCUUCCGGUUCUUGACAUAAUCAUCCCAAUACUUUGCCAUAUCCUCAACUCCUCCAUUUCUUGUGGUGUUUUUCCAUCAACUUGGAAAGACGCUCACAUCAUACCGUUGCCUAAAAAGCCCAACCCUACAUCUUUUUCGGAAUAUCGUCCUAUAUCUAUAUUGCCAUUCCUAUCCAAAGUUCUCGAACGCCUAGUAUAUAAUCAGCUCAGUGCCUUCCUUCGCAAUAAUUCCCUUCUAAAUCCUCUACAAUCUGGUUUUCGUCCUGGGCAUAGUACUGUCACAGCCUUAGUCAAUAUUACGGAAGAUAUAAGAUCUGCCAUGGAAUAUGGCAAAUUAACUAUCCUUUCUCUGUUAGAUUUUAGCAAUGCCUUUAAUUCAAUUGAUUUUGAAAUUUUACUGGGUAUACUUGGUUCUCUUAACAUAUCUCCAACAGUGAUUGGUUGGUUUCAAAGUUACCUGUCUGGGCGCCGGCAAUGUAUUCGCAUUGAUGACACAUUUUCUUCUUGGUGUGAUACCAUUGCUGGUGUCCCGCAGGGUGGCGUAUUAUCUCCCUUACUUUUUUCAAUUUUUAUUAAUUCUAUAGCUACUAAGAUUACUUCUUCCUACCACCUAUACGCAGAUGAUCUUCAAAUAUAUACUCAUGUUUCUCCUAGUGAACUACAUGUAGCUAUUACUACUAUAAAUAGUGACCUUGAGCAAAUAUCAGAUUGGGCAAAAACAUAUGGCUUAAAGAUUAACCCUCUAAAGACUCAGGUAAUUGUAAUCGGAAGUUCGAAUAUGAUUGGGAAAUCAAACCUUUCUCAAGCACCUCAAGUUGUUUUUGAUGGAAAUUUUAUUCCUCUUAGUGAAAAAGUCAAAGACUUGGGAAUUUAUAUUGACAGUAACCUAUCAUGGGGUCCUCAAAUACAGGAAGUUAGUCGUAAACUCUUUGCAGCUGCUCGAUCAUUGAACAGAUUAAGGAACUUUCUGCCUACUGCCACUAAAAUUGCGCUUGCACAAUCUCUGCUUCUCCCGAUUCUGGACUAUGCAGAUGUCAGCUAUCUUGAUCUCACCGAAAAGCAACUUGAUAAACUUGAGCGUCUUCAAAAUUUUUGUAUAAGAUUCAUAUUUGGUUUGCGCAAGUAUGAUCAUGUUUCUUGUUUUCGUAAUAAGCUCAAGUGGCUUCCUAUUCGUCUUCGCCGGAAUGCUCAUAUUCUGUCACUUCUUUACAAUGUUCUAUUUAAUCCUUCCUAUCCUUCUUAUCUUAAGGAUCGCUUUGAAUUCCUUCACUAUUCCCAUUCGAAGGUUUUGAGAUCAUCAGAAAAUUUUACAUUAAAAAUGCCUGCCCAUAAUACCAAAUUUUUGGACAGGUCGUUUACUAUCCAAGCAGUCCGUCUAUGGAAUGCCCUACCUCUGUCAGUGAGACGCGCCCAAUCUUUAUCUGUUUUUCAGAAGCUUGUACACAACCACUAUCUUAACCUUUGAAUUCAGCCAUCUAUAUAUGUAUGCAUUCGUAUUUUAUGUCUUUAUUUGUUAUUUAUUUCUAUAUAUUAUAAUUAAAUCUUUAUAAAUAUUGUCUCUGCAUCACCAAACCACACAAUUUUCUGCUUUUUGUAAUCCUGUCCAUCCAAAGGUUGUCUGGAAGAAAUCGCUUUUAGCGAUAAGACCGCCCAUUGUGUCACUAUUUUUUUUUUCUUUUUCUUUCGUUUAUGUAUUGAUUUGGUGUACAAUAAAGAAUUAUCUAUCUAUC
Parnassius mnemosyne (clouded apollo) is the source of this 4633-nucleotide messenger RNA. Lineage: Eukaryota; Metazoa; Arthropoda; Insecta; Lepidoptera; Papilionidae. The record is from the annotation of a GenBank genome assembly.